CAAGACUGACAGACAGAAGCAGAGGAGCCACAAUCCGUGGGGGAUCAGAGCCGCUAAUCCGGUUUGAUGAAGCUUGAAGACAAGAAGUGGAUGAAACUAUGAGAAGUUCCUCUCCGCGCGCGUAAUUACGCACGUCAGUCCUUUUUUUUUUAUACUUCUUUAAAGGUUUUUCUCCGUAAAGGAUGCUGGACCCCAAGGACCGUGGAGUGACCAUGACGUCCACUCACAAGAUUUCCUUUUCUAUUAUUGAUAUAUUGGAUCCGAACAAAUUUAACAGCAGAAGGGGAAACGAACUUGUCAAGGAGAAGUUCUCUGUGCCACAUGAGGAGGGAACAAGUUUGGAGUCGGACAGCACUGCAGGCGGAGACUUCAGAGUUGAGGGCACGAAAGCAGGUGAAGAGACAGGAGAUGAACAUUCUGCAGCCCCCAGGCAUCAUGCAGUCGUCGCUGACCCCCUUCACCUCUCCUCACCGGCUGAGCCAGAUCCCUGUCUCACCGCUGAACAGGACGACGCAGAGCCAGCCGCCCCCCUGCAGGACCCCUCACCGCACAAGCGUCGACGCGCAGACCAGGCCUGCGCCAAACCGCGGCGCGCCAGAACAGCGUUCACCUACGAGCAGCUGGUCGCUCUGGAGAACAAGUUCCGCGCGACUCGUUACCUGUCCGUGUGCGAGAGACUAAACCUGGCCCUGUCCUUGAGUCUGACCGAAACCCAGGUGAAAAUCUGGUUCCAGAACAGGAGGACCAAAUGGAAAAAGCAGAACCCCGGGGCGGACAGCACCUUGCAGCCCGGCUCCAACUCCCUGGUCAAUGUCAGUCCAAACCCGCCCACCUGCGGGACGAGCCCUGCCAGCUUCCACCAAACUUUCCCCAGCUUCAGCUCUGGGAAUGUGAUCUUCCACACGGCCGGUGGUGUUCCGCUUUCAUCCACUGGGGGGCUCCUGCAUCCCUUCAUGUCCAGUGGUUUUGUCCAGCCGACUUAUUUUAAUCCACAUCUAUGAAAGAAGCCAAGACUGACAUGCUGCAGCUGGUGAUGGGAACAAAACUCACAGCUGCCCAGAGUCAUUGUGAACUGUUGCAUUAAUCAUGUCCUAAAAGUGAGGGGGAAGGAGGCACACAUUUGUUACAGCAUUUGUCAUGUCCAUUACCAUUUCCCUCAACUGGGUGACAUUUAAAAGGGAGUUAAACUUCCUUACGAAACUCUUGACUGUCUUUAAUGGUUUGUCAUGGACCUUUUCCAAGACUUGAACAUGAUAACAAAAGGCUGUGACUGAGCCCAACAAUUAUCCCAUCAUUAAUGAAUGUCCUUUUAUAGCUGUGUGAAAAGACUGCACCACUUUGCACUGAUUGUCUGUCAUUGUGUCUGCUCAAACACCUGCUCACGCUGUAUAUCUGACAGUUCAUACAGUAUCAUUUUCUGCAUCGGUGUACUGUCUUACAUCUCACACUGUGGCAUAUUGCAACCAUCAAAUACCCUGCACAGCUCACGUCUGUUGCCGUUUAUACAGCAUUAUCAGUGUAACUUAAUUAAACAAAAAAACAUAAAGCAUCUGUGUGUGGCUCGUGUAUUACAAAGUGAAAACAUUUUCAAAUGAGAAUGAAGUGCAGGACACUUUGCAUCCCUCUUAACAUUAAUUUGGUGAAAUGUGACAUCAGUGAUGGGUUUGUAAUGGUGGUAGAUCAUGUCCUUGUUAAAGGGCCCAGUGGAAAUUGCUCAUGUGCUGCCAUCUCCUGGGCAACAAGGUGCAGGGGGAGGGAUCUUAAUUACUUUAUGAUCAGAGACUGAAAACAUCUAUGAGAACAAUUUAAAUCUUAGAGACACAAGACAUUUAGGCAUAUUAUUUAACUUUAAAACAUCAACAAAGUUGUUCUAUACACUGGCUGAAAGUAAUUAAGUACAUUUUUAGUGUACACAUUCUUAGUUACUUAAAUAUUUUCACACUAUUUCCUGAUACUGGUCAGUUUUCAUAUAUUAAUUGAUUCAUUAAUUUGGUGUGGCAGCAAUAUCCUUCCAUAUUUUCACUUUACUACAUUUCAGAGGUAAAUAUUGUACUUUUGUGCUGUGUGACAGCUGAAGUUACUUUGAAAAUAAAGAUUUUAUACCCAAAAA
Messenger RNA from Epinephelus moara (kelp grouper), 2110 nucleotides. It is a transcript of the gene nkx1-2a, whose product is annotated as NK1 transcription factor related 2-like,a. Lineage: Eukaryota; Metazoa; Chordata; Actinopteri; Perciformes; Serranidae. Gene Ontology annotation, cellular component: nucleus. The coding region runs from base 183 to 1001 and encodes 272 amino acids. Gene Ontology annotation, molecular function: DNA-binding transcription factor activity, RNA polymerase II-specific; RNA polymerase II cis-regulatory region sequence-specific DNA binding. Gene Ontology annotation, biological process: cell differentiation; regulation of transcription by RNA polymerase II. The transcript is spliced from 2 exons. The record is from RefSeq and is a predicted model, not a curated record.